This is a messenger RNA of Opisthorchis viverrini, 234 nucleotides long. RefSeq lists its product as hypothetical. Bases 1 to 234 code for a protein of 77 amino acids. The record is from RefSeq and is a predicted model, not a curated record. The transcript is spliced from 3 exons. NCBI's taxonomy places the organism in Eukaryota, Metazoa, Platyhelminthes, Trematoda, Opisthorchiida, Opisthorchiidae.
AUGAUAAAAAUAAUGCUCCUUGGACGAUUUGGACAUGAACUCUUCAGAAAGCGGUGUUACCCUACGGAGUUUGAAUGUGUGCUAGAAGAUCCGCAAGUGUAUCGCCUCAGCACAAGUUCCUAUUUGUGGAAUAGGCAGGUAACCGGGAGGCCCGACCUAUUUACUAAGCGGCCAAAACAUUUUGCUGACACGGAAGAUUCGGAGGGGCUAAUAGCCAAAGAGCGCGUAACGUAA